Messenger RNA from Necator americanus (New World hookworm), 378 nucleotides. RefSeq lists its product as uncharacterized. NCBI's taxonomy places the organism in Eukaryota, Metazoa, Nematoda, Chromadorea, Rhabditida, Ancylostomatidae. The coding region runs from base 1 to 378 and encodes 125 amino acids. The transcript has a single exon. The record is from RefSeq and is a predicted model, not a curated record.
AUGCAAUUAAUGCAAUUAGCCAUUCUGGACUUUGAAGCCGCUUUCGACUCUCCUCAUCGAGGCCGUCUUCUCAACGCGCUCCGCGCCGAUGUAGUACCAGGAAAGUUCGUUCGCUUGCUUGAUGACAUGAAUCAACGAACAACUGCUGCAGUUCGAAUACCAACCGAAUGUACAACACCGUUAGAGGUGGUAACUGGAGUAAGACAAGGAGCAAUGGCAGGACUCUUCCUGUUCAAUUUCGCCAUCGACGCCAUUAUGCGAAGAACAGUAGAUCAGUGUCCUGCCGAUAUCAUUCUAGCACCAUCAGUACGCCCUUUGACCGAUCUCGAGUACGCUGACGAUGUUGUUAUAUUCGUGGAAAGCAGUAUGAAACUUUAG